AUGUGGCAGGAGAUGAGGGAGAUGAGAGAAGAAAUGAAGGAGCAGGGAGAGAAGAUAAGAGAAGAGAUGGAGGAGUUAAGAAGAGAUUACAAGGAACAGAUUGAAAAAUGGAAAGAAGAGAAGGAAGAAAUGAGAAAGAACAUGGAAAGGAACAAGGAUAAGGACUUUUGGAAAGGAUUAGAGGAAUGGGAGGUGAUAGUGUUGACAGAAACAUGGAUGGAAGAGAAGAGUUGGAAGAAGGUCAGAAGAAUGUUGCCGAAAGGAUACAUAUGGGGAGUACAAGGAGCUAGCAGAAAGAAUGAGAGGGGAAGAGCAAUAGGGGGCAUGAUUAUGGGGAUGAGAAAGGAGAUAGCAGAGAAAGGAGAGGAGAUGGAAAUGGAAAAGGAAGGCUUUGCGAUAGGAAGAGUAAAGGUGGGGGGAGAAAGAUGGAGGGUGAUAGGAAUAUAUGCAGGGCAAGGAAUAGAGAAGGCAUGUAAAGAAAUGGAGCAGUGGACAGAGGAGAAAGAGAAUGAGGUAUACACGAUAAUAGGAGGGGAUUUUAAUGCAAGAACCGGAGAGGAAGGAGGAAGAGUGAGAGGAGAAGAAAAUGUAGAGGAGGAGGGGUUAGGGGAAAGUAAAAGGAAGUCAAAGGACAGAGUAAUCAACGCAGAGGGAAGAAAACUGUUAGAAUUCUUGGGAGAAAAAGGAUGGAGCAUAUUGAAUGGGAACACAGAAGGAGACGAGGAGGGAGAAUGGACAUUUACAGGAGGGAGAGGGAACACAGUAAUAGAUUACGUAUUGGGAGACGAGGAUAGUAGAGAAAAGGUAAAAAAGUUAAGAGUAAAAGAUAAAGUAGAUUCAGAUCAUCAGCCAGUGGAGGUGGAGAUAAAAGGGAAACAGAGAAAGGAGAGGAGAAAGAAUCGAGGAGGGAGAAGAGGAGGAACGUGGAAUGAAGAAAGGUGCAGGAGGUUCAAGGAGAAGGUAGGAGAACUAGAAGGAGGAGAAGAAGAGAUAGAGGGAGAGUGGAAGAAAAUGGAGGAGAGGGUAAAGGAAGCAAUGAAGGUAACAGAAGAGGAAGAGAGGAAGAUGAAGAAGGAGAGAAGGGGAUGGUGGGAUGAGGAGUGUGGAGAAAGAAAAAGGAAA
Nylanderia fulva is the source of this 1122-nucleotide messenger RNA. NCBI's taxonomy places the organism in Eukaryota, Metazoa, Arthropoda, Insecta, Hymenoptera, Formicidae. The record is from RefSeq and is a predicted model, not a curated record.